GUUCUAGCCCUUUCGCAGCGACCGACAUCUAGCGCGUCUGAGGCCUCAGACCAUCGCAUGCUGGCCAUUGACUCUUCCAAGUAAUGUUCCUAUACCCUCACCGCAACCUCAACACCCAUGAGUACUGAGAUCUCGAGGACGUUUGAGUCUACUUUUGGACCUUCUUCGGAGCCAAUAUCGAUCUCGGAGUUCCGAAAGACAGCUAAGACAGAGGUUAACGUCGACGUCAAGAAUUCUUCUUCUUCAUGGCAGCGUCUCAGUCAGUCUCAACAGCAGGAUAUCGAGCAGGAGUGCAAUAGAUGCAUAACAGAGGUUAAGUCGACCCUUGAGACAGCAUGGGACAACCCGUCUGUGUCAGGCUAUUUGAUGCGCACCCAUGACGCUACCAUCUCGGAAUUACAGAAUCAAGCCGGUAUUGUGUCGGAAAGCAAGGGUGCGAGACGAUCCCGUAGUGUCAUUCCAGAUGCACAAUCUUGGCCUGCAGUCGCGACAGACAUGAAAGAGAAACUAGAAGCUAUUGAAAUCCGGAGCUGGCCGUACACUGCGGAUGCAACCUGGUUUAUCCGCACACCGAAGAACUCAGACCACAACGCUAUUACAAGGGUCAAGGCCAGUGCUGGGUCUGGGAAUAAUCCUAAGGCGGGCGCAGCAGGCGUCGGUGACCCAGAAGGCGGCGACGUCUCGACUUGCUCUGACCAAGAAAUAACUGAUCCGCCAGCUGUGAUAACGGUUACAGUACACAAUUGCGUGUCAUGGGCCCACAGCAUCCUGACACGCUCCUCUCAACACGUAGUCCUAUCCUCGCAGACAUUGGCAGAUCUUAUCGAGGUUGUUCCCUGCCCAUCCAAGAAGCUACUGUAUGACCAAGACACAAUAGAUUCAAGUUCAGGGCCCUCAAUACAGCACGACGAAGGAUGCCUCGUCUGUAUAGAGGGGUUAGCCUAUGGAGAUGGAAGAGAAGAAGAUGAGUAUGCUGCAAACCUGAUCGCACAACUUGAUAAACUCCCAGCGGAGAAACGGCCUCCCUUGCAGAAAGCAGGGACGUCUCUGGCAAACACGACUAUAGACACACUGUCCCUCAGAGUAAAUCAACCUUAUUGGAUGCUACACCAGGGAAAUUGUGAACAUUAUCUUGUCGUAGAUGAGAUUAGGCUUCGUCAUUCAGCGGAUCCCAAGUGUGGUUAUCCUUUGACCACCCAAAUCACUCCAACUUUGCUCGACAUGUGCCGGGCGUGCUCGAGGGUACCUGCUGCGUACUCUAUCAUAGGCGACCUGCGGGUGGGAGAGAGCCCAUGUCCCCUGUGUGGGCCUUGUUGGAGAAAUUUGGGGCCUUCCGAAGGCGUUACUGUGGUACCACUUCUCACUCAUGAGGAGACUGAGCCGUCGCGCCAGGCAUGAACAGGCGUGUGCAUGUAGUUCUGGAGUCAAACUUUGCGCUGCCAAGUACUUUUGAUAAACAAGUCAAUCCUUUCAAAAUAGCAUCCUGUGACGAAAGGGUUUCUAAGUAGAUGGGUUGUCACGCGUGCUCCCCACGCGCUGAUUGACUGACGCGCCGGGAAGCGUUGCAAUUACAUGUUCUUCCC
This is a messenger RNA of Coniophora puteana RWD-64-598 SS2, 1583 nucleotides long. RefSeq lists its product as uncharacterized. Lineage: Eukaryota; Fungi; Basidiomycota; Agaricomycetes; Boletales; Coniophoraceae. The coding region runs from base 118 to 1398 and encodes 426 amino acids. Gene Ontology annotation, molecular function: bent DNA binding; RNA polymerase II cis-regulatory region sequence-specific DNA binding; core promoter sequence-specific DNA binding. The transcript has 5 exons. Gene Ontology annotation, biological process: snRNA transcription by RNA polymerase II; snRNA transcription by RNA polymerase III. Gene Ontology annotation, cellular component: snRNA-activating protein complex. The record is from RefSeq and is a predicted model, not a curated record.